Messenger RNA from Octopus sinensis (East Asian common octopus), 2681 nucleotides. RefSeq names its product aarF domain-containing protein kinase 1. The transcript has 8 exons. NCBI's taxonomy places the organism in Eukaryota, Metazoa, Mollusca, Cephalopoda, Octopoda, Octopodidae. Gene Ontology annotation, biological process: mitochondrion organization; lipid homeostasis; protein phosphorylation. The record is from RefSeq and is a predicted model, not a curated record. Gene Ontology annotation, molecular function: ATP binding; protein kinase activity. The coding region runs from base 162 to 1682 and encodes 506 amino acids. Gene Ontology annotation, cellular component: mitochondrial inner membrane.
CUUCUACUCUCUCUCUUUCCUUCUACUCUCUCUCUCUCUUCCUUCUACUCUCUCUCUCUUUUCCUUCUACUCUCUCUCUCUCUCUCUUCCCUUCUUACAUCACUUUCGAAACGUCAUCAAAACCAGUGAACUACGUUUACCACACAGCAAGACGGUUCUUUAUGGUGUCGGGGUUUCUGAGGCGAACAUUAAAGGUCGGUUUUGCUUGUGGCACCGUUGCUACAACCGCAGUCCUGCUCCAAAAGAAUGGCUGGGAAGUGUCAUCCCUCGGUGUCUUUCGAUUCAGCAGGGCAGGGUUCGCUGCUUUGUACCUUGCUUGUGACUACAAAAUCUCCCUAUGGAACCUAGACCCAAAUGCCAAAGAUUAUGAAGCAAUUAAGUCAAGCAUCCACACCAGGUCUGCAGAGAGACUACGCAACGUCUGUUUGGAAAAUGGUGGUGUUUUCAUCAAAGUGGGUCAGCAUAUUGGAUCUUUGGACUACCUGUUGCCCAAGGAAUACGUAAGCACAAUGGCAUUGCUCUAUGACAAGGUACCUAUCACCCCAGUUGAUAAAAUGUUCGCCGUUUUCAAAAAGGAAUUCAAUCAAGAGCCCAAAGAUGUGUUCUCCUACAUUGACCCCAACCCAAUUGGCUCAGCAUCCCUGUCUCAGGUCUACAAGGCACAGUUGAAAGAUGGCACAGACGUCGCCGUGAAGAUCCAAUACCCUCAGGUGAAAGCAAGGUCAUACGUUGACAUUAAGACCAUGACGUUUUUAGUGAAGGCCAUAAAAUACAUUUUCCCUGGUUUUAAAUACACUUGGUUGGCUCAAGAAACCGAGAGGAAUCUGCCACUGGAAUUGGAUUUCCUUCAAGAAGGCAAAAACUGUGAAAAAGUCUCCAAAAUGCUUCAACAUUUCAGUUUUUUAAAAAUUCCCAAGAUAUACUGGAAGUAUUCUUCUGACAAGAUUCUGACCAUGGAAUUCUGCCAAGGUACAGCCAUUGAUGAUCAGGAUUUCAUGAAGAAUAACAAAAUAUCAGUGAAUGAGGUCUCCCAAAAGCUUGGUGAGGUGUUCAGCGAAAUGAUUUUCACCCAUGGCUAUGUUCACUGCGACCCACAUCCUGGUAAUUUACUCGUUAACAAAAUGAAGAACGGAACCACACAAAUAACCCUUUUAGAUCACGGCUUGUAUCAGACUCUCUCCGAUGAGUUCAGGCUGAACUACUCCCAUCUCUGGAUGUCCCUCAUCAAUGCCGAUGUCGCAGCCAUUCGCCAGGCAGCCUCCAAUCUCAACUGUGGUGAGCUCUAUGGCCUCUUCUCCUGCAUCGUCACCGCAAGAUCCUGGGACGCAAUUCUACACGGUAUUAAGAAGAAACCAACAUCACAAUCAGAGAUGGAGCAAAUCCAAGACAAUGCAACCAGGUACAUCGUGGAAAUCUCGGACGUCCUCAACCGGAUCCCUCGCGAAAUGUUGCUCGUCCUAAAAACCAAUGACGUCUUACGUGGCAUCGAAUCCAAGCUUCAGAUCAGCAAAGGGGCCGAAUCGUUUCUUGCGAUGUCUCGAUAUUGCGUACGAACCAUUGCUGAAGCUGAAGAAUUCUUCUGCGACUCAAUCAUGUGUAAACUCAAAGUUAGGCUCCGACUCAGCUGGUAUUUGCUGAAAAUCCGUCUCAUUGGAUUUUAUCUACGAUUCUUUAAUUUCUAGAAUAUUCAGAUCAUAAACCUUCUUUCAUGCAUUUACUGGUUUCGGUCAUCAGACUUUGGCCAUGCUACAGCACCGCCUUUACGGGUUUUAGUUGUUUGAUUGAUCACCAGUACCUAUUUUACGGCAGCGUGCUGGCAGAAUCUUUAGCAUGCCAGGCAAAAUGCUUUCUGGCAUUUCCUUGUGCUCUACUUUGUCAGUUCAAAUACCACCAAGGUCGACUUACUCUUUCGUCCUUUCAUGGUUGUUAAAAUUAAGUACCAGUUGAGCGCUGGAGUCAAUUUAAUUGACUUACCCCACUCCUCCUAACAUUGCUGGCCUUGAGCCAAAAUUCAAAACCAUUUUAUUUGCCUCCUGUUAUCGAGUGGCUAAGUUGUAUAUUUCAUGCAAGGGGACAUAACUUGAUGUCGGUAAACGUAAACACAGAUGUAGACACAAACAACAACACACAUAUCUGUGGCCUCCGUAUGCGUCUUGUAAAACUAUGAGGCUUUUGUACCUAGAAAAUUCCUCUUUUAGGUGCAAGAGUUUCAUCGGAAGAUUUUGGUGGGGUGGGACUGGCCUCUUGUUGCCCAUACAUGUCUCCCCUCUGCACACAUCCAAUGAUAUCCAAGAGAAAAUGGCAAUGGCUGACACAGUUCUUAGCAAGUGGAGUCACAGGUGUUGCAGUCUUAGUCAGCAAACAAAAUGCAGGAACAGCCACUGCAAGUCAUGCUGUCCGACACUUUGACAGUUUCCUUAAUCUAUUACCUUGGUCUGACUUUGUUUUUAUAAAUGCUAGCCCCACUAAAAGAUGCAAGGCAUUAUUGGUUUCAGUGGAAUUUGAACUGAGACUGCAAGGAACAGGAAAAAUAACUGCAAAGUCUUUUAUCCUAAUCUCUAAUGACUUUAAUGAUUGAGGACAAUACACUGAAACACUUAGGUCAUGCAUGUAUACAUUAUAAUACAUGCAUGAAUGCAUACAUGCAACUAUGCGUGUAUAAGAAAAUGAGAUGACACUGG